UCUUUUCUGAAACCAGCUGUGUGUGGUAUGAUACCUUCUCUGGAUUCUGGGCAGCAGCAGGGACCCACAGCUCCCAGACAGCCACAUGAUCUUGAGGAGAAACACUGAUACUCUACAGUGUACCAUGUUGCUGAGCUGUGAUGUGUUGUAGAAUUAGAAGUAUUUAUCACCAACUAGCCAAGAUGAACAUGGUGAAGAGGAUCAUGGGGAGGCCGAGGCAGGAGGAGUGCAGCCCGCAGGACAAUGCCUUGGGACUGAUGCACCUCCGCCGUCUCUUCACUGAGCUGUGCCAUCCUCCCCGGCACAUGACUCAGAAGGAACAAGAAGAGAAAUUAUACAUGAUGCUGCCAGUGUUUAACAGGGUUUUUGGAAAUGCUCCGCCAAAUACAAUGACAGAAAAGUUUUCUGAUCUUCUGCAGUUCACAACCCAGGUCUCACGACUAAUGGUGACAGAAAUUCGAAGGAGAGCAUCAAACAAAUCCACAGAGGCUGCAAGUCGGGCCAUAGUCCAGUUCCUGGAGAUCAAUCAGAGUGAAGAAGCCAGUAGAGGCUGGAUGCUUCUGACAACAAUUAAUUUGUUGGCAUCCUCUGGUCAGAAAACCGUGGACUGCAUGACAACGAUGUCAGUGCCUUCCACCCUGGUUAAAUGUUUAUAUCUGUUUUUUGACCUUCCACAUGUGCCUGAGGCAGUUGGAGGUGCACAGAAUGAGCUACCUCUAGCAGAACGUCGAGGACUACUCCAGAAAGUUUUUGUACAGGUAUGAAAGGGACUGUUUUCCU
Messenger RNA from Ictidomys tridecemlineatus (thirteen-lined ground squirrel), 780 nucleotides. Lineage: Eukaryota; Metazoa; Chordata; Mammalia; Rodentia; Sciuridae. The record is from RefSeq and is a predicted model, not a curated record.